AUGACGUCCAACGGCGCUUUCGACUUUACGGAUUCGCUGUCACACAACAACUUUGCCGAGAAUCAAGUCCGCAGCCACUUAUUUGCUGCCUUUGCCGCAAUUGCAUGGUACAAUGCCAUCGAGUUGAUCGCUCUGUGCCUGGCCUCCUUUAAACGACGGCAUGGGUGGUACUUCUGGAGCCUGCUGGUCUCCUCGGGAGGGAUCAUUCCCAACUGCCUUGGGUAUAUCCUGCUCUUUUUCGAUUCCGGCGUCACCCCCUAUGUCUCGAUCACCAUGGUGGUGAGUGGCUGGGUCAUGAUGGUCACGGGCCAAUCGGUGGUGCUCUGGUCCCGGCUACACUUGGUCAUGCAGAAUAUCAAGAUUCUCCGAGCGGUGCUGGGGAUGAUCAUCAUCGAUAUGAUCGUGUUUCAAUUCCCCACCAUUGUGCUCAUGUUUGGGAGCGUGGCUCCCAUCUCUUCGGCCUUCACGACAGGGUACAAUGUGAUCGAGCGCGUCCAACUCAUCGCUUUCUGCAUCCAAGAAUUCAUCAUCUCGAGCAUCUAUGUCUACGAAACCAUCAAGCUGCUCCGUCUCCGCCCCCAAGGUCGACCAAACGGCAUCCUCCGCCAGCUACUGAUCAUCAACGUCGUCAUCCUCGUUCUCGAUAUCGCCGUGGUCGUCACAGAGUGGAUUGGGUUAUACUCGGUGCAAGCUUUGCUCAAGCCAGCCAUCUACAGCGUGAAGCUCAAGCUGGAGUAUGCCAUACUGGGGAAACUCGUGGCGAUCGCACGCGCGCCGCUUUCAGGGUCAGACCUGUUGUCCAGCGGCUGGGAACUCGAUGAUACUCUUCGAAACCAGUCCAGCAAUGCCAGCUCACGGAAAUACAGCCUUCCCUGGUUCUGGGACGUUUCCUCGCCCUCCCAAAGCACUUCCACUCCUUAA
This is a messenger RNA of Penicillium chermesinum, 921 nucleotides long. RefSeq lists its product as uncharacterized. The transcript has a single exon. Bases 1 to 921 code for a protein of 306 amino acids. Lineage: Eukaryota; Fungi; Ascomycota; Eurotiomycetes; Eurotiales; Aspergillaceae. The record is from RefSeq and is a predicted model, not a curated record.